Glossina fuscipes is the source of this 3317-nucleotide messenger RNA. It is a transcript of the gene Bsg, whose product is annotated as neuroplastin. Gene Ontology annotation, cellular component: plasma membrane; axon; cell-cell junction. Gene Ontology annotation, biological process: axon guidance; dendrite self-avoidance; homophilic cell-cell adhesion. Lineage: Eukaryota; Metazoa; Arthropoda; Insecta; Diptera; Glossinidae. The transcript is spliced from 10 exons. Bases 1042 to 3261 code for a protein of 739 amino acids. Gene Ontology annotation, molecular function: cell-cell adhesion mediator activity. The record is from RefSeq and is a predicted model, not a curated record.
AAAACAGUAAAGUUAUGUGUUGAAAAAAAAAUACAAAAAAGGUCGUGCGGGUGUGUGAGAAAAAAAAAUUGCGAAAGAAUCGGAGACGAAACACACGAAAAGAGGUAAAAAAAAAAAUCCAAUAGAUCAAUAGAAGAAAAGAAGAAGAUAAGUAAGAAAAAAAAGAGAAAAAGCAAAUUUGUGAAAAUAUCAAAUUUUUGUAAAGCAAUAACAUUUUUUUUUUAGCGAGAUGAAAAGGCGUGUGAUUUGCUAUUUGUAAAUAAAAAUAAAAUAUAUUUAUUAAAAAAAAAAUCAGUAACACAAAUGCACAAACGAGUAGAAUUUGAACUUGGAGAGUGAUUAUCGAAUAAUGUUAUAUAGAGUGUGCGUUGAGUGCGUGUGUGUAAGUGUAUGAGUGUUUUUAUUUUAGUUGCAAAAUAUUUGAAAAGAAAGAGGCCAAAAAUUUCGUCAUAGCCUUUAGCCAGGCCAGCACACAUUGGCUGUCAGUCAAUUAAACUAAAUGGCUGGCCAGACAGUCGGCCAAUACCGACACCGAAUGUGAGCUAAUGUUAAUUACGUGUGCCCGUAAGUGUGUGUGCCUUGUGUAAAAUUCUUCUUUUUUUUGUAAAUACUACGUGAAAUCGUACUGUUAGUCAUAUCGGUUUUGAGCCCAAAUGACUAAAUCGGUGAUAGUAACAUAAUAACAGAAAUAUACUCUAUUUAACUGUAGAAUUCUCUUGUAAUCUAUUGUCAUCGAAAUCAUAAAUAAAAAGAAAAAGAAGAAGAAGAACAACAACAACAACAACAAGAAUUUAUAAUCAACAAAUCAACCAACAACUAACGAAGUGGGACGAAAGAGUUACUAACACAUUGUUGGACAAGAGAAAUAAAUAGUACUUUAUCAUAAAUUUUCAUAUCAGUUAUCGUUCGGUUUUUCUUAAUUAGGUGGUCUAUUGAAUAAAGUUGCAAAAUAAUUAAAAUUAAAAAUCAAGAAAUAAUAAUAAAAUUAAUAAUUCUACCAAAAGUAAGGAUUAAAGUACAAACCACGGAUCAAUACCAAAGAUGGAGGCAAAAUUAUUGGCAAUUUCAUUCCUCUCGAUAUUUUUAGCGAUUUAUGCUCAAUCACUUGCAAAUAUUGUUGAGGAUUCGACAGAAUUUGAAUUUGAAACAGCGAUUUAUUAUGGCGAUUCGUCGGUUAAUUUGGGUGAGCCAUUUUCAAUUACCUGCAUUAUACCGGUAACGGAUCCAAUAAUUUGGCUUAAAGAUGAUGAGCCUAUAACGCGUCACAAUUUGCGACACGGUCGAGAUGAGCAUUCCUACAUUUUAUCCGAAAGUGCAAUAGAGGGUGAAAAGCACAAAAUUGAAGCCCACAUUUCGGUACGGCAUGCUCUUAAAGUGCACGAGGGCAGAUACCAAUGUAACGACCUGCACACCAGCUAUCAUAUGCUGUAUGUGAACAUACCCCCUCCGGAAGCACCAAAAUUGCAAACAAAAUCUCCAUUCGUUAUACAUGCGCCAGCGGGUAGUGGUGAUGCGAAUGUUGUUCGUCAUCUGUCCACUGAACCUAUUUACGAAACCGUACACGAUUUAACGCCUAGCAAUUCGGAUGAGAGUUUAGGUGAAAUAUUUACACGCACCUGGGAGCCGGUUGAUCCUGGAACACCGUCACAAAUUUUGCCACUGCCAACACAAGCAACAAUGACAACUGCAAUAUUAACACAACAGCAGCAGCAACAGCAUCACCGUACACAUCAUCACCAUCAUCAAUUACCUACAUCUCAGCAGUUAGAUCGUGAUGAUAAGCACAAGUUGAUAUACAUAAAUGCCACAAAUUUUGAUGGUAUCCCUAGACCGAUUGAUGAGAGGCGAUUUGAUAAAUCGUCCGGCUUAAUAAAUUUGCAAUUCAAUCCAGCUAUGGAUACCCGUUAUACGACCGAGCCUUGGAAAGGCUCAACAAUAUAUUAUGCUGCCACACCACCCAAUAUACCACCACCUCGUACAACAGCAUUAGUAAUAGCUAAUAUUGAACAUCCUCAGGGACAACAGUAUGCUGGUGGCAUCUAUCCUUACAAACCAAACGUCGUAGAUAGUAGACAUAAAAGUCACGAUAUCCACCAUACGACAGCGCUUGGCGAGGGGGCUAUUAAAAGUCAGUAUCCCAUUCAAACUGUACAAGCGCCACCGUACUAUCAGUAUCCAACGCAACAACAAUUGAAUACUAUGGUUACAUUUCCGGCUCGCACGCCGCCACCACAACCGGCACAGCAUCAGCCAACUAUGAGUAUCUACCAAAAUCCAUUUUUGCAAUACAAUCAAAUGCCUCCGGGCCAUAUGCAACCCAUUCAACCCAUUCAACCCAUUCAACCCAACUAUAUGACUUUGCCGCCUGGGGAGAGGGUUGUGGCCACUACAGCGCCCAUUUUUGCUUCGUCAACAUCGUACGGCUUAUUACCUACUUCACACACACCUCCACUAAUGAUAAGCAAUAACAUGAACAACAACAACAGCAACGUCAAUUUGUUACUAACCCAAACUAAAUCAAAGGAGCGUGAUUUUUUGGUGCCAAACUAUGAUAAUGCAGAACAUCAGUUAAAAGUUUAUGACAUUCGUAAUCCAUUAGUGCUAAGUUGUAAUAUAACCAAAGAAGGAUCUUAUGAACUUAAAUGGGAAAAGAAUAACACGGACGUGUCGAAAGUGAAAGAGCUUGAAGGCCGUUAUAGAAUUUUGGCGGCCGAGCGAAAGUUUAUCAUUGAUAAAACGGACCUACACGACGACGGCCCUUACAGUUGUGUAGCUGAUAAUCAAAAGAGAGAUUUUAAUGUCGUUGCUCAAGUUGUUGUACGAGUGCCUUCAAAUGUUGGCGUUGUUGAGGGUGAGAAAUUGUCAAUUGUUUGCACAGUGGUUGGUACUGAUCCAAAAUUGUCUUGGUCAUUUGGAAACAUGACCAUCUCCAAUAGCACAGAUCGUUAUAUAUUAAAACCCAAUGACGAUAAGAUAGAAAACGCCGUCUUAUCUAUGGAGAAUGUUAGUUUAAAUGAUAGAGGCGAAUUCAAAUGUAUUGCUCGAAAUGCUGCCACCGAAUACGCUAACUUCCAAGAAGCUAGUGAUGUAUCUUUUGUACGUGUUAAAGGCAAACUUGCCGCUCUGUGGCCUUUCCUGGGUAUCUGCGCCGAGGUUCUUAUCAUGUGCGCUAUCAUUUUGAUUUACGAAAAAAGACGUAACAAGACCGAAUUAGAAGAGAGUGAUACAGAUCCGCAGGAACAAUUUUCAAAGAUUAGUUAGAUUGCAUCGACCAAAGCCAACAACAACUCUCAAUAUUCAACUAAUCAACUCGUCUU